Molecule: messenger RNA, 3353 nt
Organism: Vespa crabro (European hornet)
Lineage: Eukaryota; Metazoa; Arthropoda; Insecta; Hymenoptera; Vespidae
Gene: Ras85D
Product: ras-like protein 1
Exons: 5
Coding region: 274-858 (194 amino acids)
Biological process (GO): Ras protein signal transduction; epidermal growth factor receptor signaling pathway
Cellular component (GO): plasma membrane
Molecular function (GO): GTP binding; GTPase activity; GDP binding
Source: RefSeq, a predicted model, not a curated record
ACGUAACAAUAUAUCUGGUCUUUCCUCUGCAAAUAGUUAAGUACGUUGGCGUGGCUGCAUAACAUCUUAUGGCAUCUUACUCUGUUAAAUGGGAGUACGGUACUUGCCCAUGAUAAAUAACAAUAAACUAACAAUAAUUAGCGUAUAAAUAAUAAACGAGAUCAUUUAAUCGGUAUUAGGAUAAAAUUUCAUAAAUUUGGUGAGUAUAUUUUAAGAAGCAUCUAAAGUUUUCCAUUGGAUGUACCAGUUUACGUUAAGACAAGAACUGGUAUUAUGACGGAAUAUAAGCUCGUUGUAGUAGGAGCUGGAGGUGUUGGAAAAUCUGCAUUAACUAUUCAACUAAUACAAAAUCACUUUGUAGAUGAAUAUGAUCCCACUAUAGAAGAUUCUUAUAGAAAACAGGUUGUUAUUGAUGGAGAAACGUGCCUUUUAGAUAUAUUAGACACAGCUGGUCAAGAAGAAUAUAGUGCAAUGAGAGAUCAAUAUAUGAGGACUGGAGAAGGGUUUUUAUUAGUAUUUGCUGUUAAUUCUGCUAAGAGCUUCGAAGAUAUAGGCACGUAUAGAGAACAAAUAAAAAGAGUAAAAGAUGCAGAAGAAGUACCAAUGGUAUUAGUUGGUAAUAAAUGCGAUCUUCAACAAUCUUGGGCAGUGAAUAUGACACAAGCAAGAGAAGUUGCACGUCAAUAUGGAGUACCAUUUGUUGAAACUUCUGCAAAAACUAGAAUGGGUGUAGAUGAUGCUUUUUAUACUCUGGUAAGAGAAAUACGAAAAGAUAAAGAACACAGAGGUAAAGAAAAGAGAAAACGUAUGAGAGUUGGUAAUUCUGGACGCAGGAGACAUCGAUGUUGUCUCCUUUAAAUCAUUUGCUAAAAUUAAUUUUUUUUCACUCAACAGAUCAACGAAAGAAUAAAAUGUAAAAUCCUAGAGUAUAUUCACUUUACAUAAAUUUUUGCAGCUUCCUUUAUAGAAUAUCAUAAUUAAUCUUGAAGAAAAACAGUUUUUCUAUAUACUUUGAAAAAGAACAACAUAUUUAAUACAUAGUAUAGAAUAUUACAAGGAUGCUUACUCACGUGAUUACGAUUUGUGAAACAAUAUUGCUUAUAUAAUGGUCUGACAUGCAUCAUUUAACAUUUUAUGAAUUAAAGGAACCAGAACCCUUGAUUGUUAAAAUGUCUAAAUCUGCUGCAAUCUUUUUUAAUCUGCAAUCAAUAAUUAUGACAUAUAAUUAGAUUUCGUUAAUGUUCAGUUGUUGGUUUGAAGUAUUUUUUAAUUAUAUAUACCUUGUAAAAACUACUAGUAUGCGAGAGUAUUUGAUAUGCAGAAGCCAACCUUACAUUAUGAUUUGCAUUAAUAAUUAAAUUCAAUAGAUUACAUAUAUAGUGACAAAUAUUUUUUUUUUUAUUUUGCUUUAAUAAACUUCAAUAUAUAAUGUAGUUUUGCAAAUCAAGUACCACAAGAUUUUUUAUUAAUUAUUAAUUUUGAUGUUAUUUAUAUAUUUGUUUUAAUUUUGUUUUUAUCAUAUCAAAUAAUAUAGAUGUUGAAAUUCACUUAAGAUUGCAGAGAAUCACAAACCUAAUUAAAUUAAUUUGGUGCUCGGGCAACACAAUAUUGUUAUAUGUAUAUAUAUAUAGAUGUAUGUUACUGUGAUUUUGUAUAACAUUUUAAAAUAGCAAGUAAGAGUACAUUAUGAAUAUAUUUGAGAUAGAAUUUGUAAACACUCCACUUAUAUAAAUGGAGAAAUUUGAUACAUUGGUGGUUCAAAAUUACAAUAAUAAAUUACUUAUUAGUAAGAAUAAAAAAUGUGGGAAAAUAACAAAAAUAAUUAAAAUAUUGAAAUAUUAUUUCUGUAUCAUUCUUUGAUAUAGUUUUAUAAUAUGAUAAAUAUACUUUAUUAAAUUAAUAUCAUUUUUUAAUAACAUUUUUUUUUAAAUCAGUUAUUUUAACAUACAAUUGAACAUUUUAAAAAUAAAAUAAACAUAUCAAAAAAAUAUAUAAAAAAUGUUGUAGAGUAAGGUCUCAUAACAGACCUUAGUUAAACUAGAAUCACUUUAUGCUAUUUUAUUUUAAUUGAAUAUUUAAUAUAUAAUAUUUAAUUCCAUUUUGAUUGUUUGAACCACCUUUGUAUAAAUAAACGGUACAAACAUUUCUAACAUAUCUUGUACUAAGGAGGUGUACCUAAUAAUAACAUAAAAAUAUUAAAAAAAAUCAUAAUUAAUCCUCUUAAAAAUUUGUAAUAUAAAACAUUAAAGAAUCUAGAUACAAAUAUGCUUGUUGCAGGUAUUAGUAAAUUCAAAUAAUUUGUAAAUUAUCUACUUAAUAUUAAAUUUAAAAUUUUUAAAUAUUUUGUUUCUUUUUUUAUAUUGACACUAAUAAAUUAAUAAUAAUGUUAUGGUCAUUAUCAUAUACCAAUAAAUCAUUUAUAAUUAAUCAUCGUUAGGUACACCUGAUCUCGUACAAGCGCAUGCACAAAUUCAGUUCCAAAAAUAAUUACUGCCUUAAUAUAGAACUAGUAAGUUUGACUUUACAGUUAAAAAAAAUGAAGCGCAAUUAUUCAGCAUUAGUAUAUAUUAUUUUAAUAUCUUUGUAUUAUUCUUUAUAUUACAUCAAUAUAUUAUAUGUAAGGGAAUCCUAUAUUAAUUAAGGUAUAUGAUUUCUAGGCAAAUCUGCGGCGCAAUAUGGAUGGUUAUUAUGAUACGAUUGUAAUUUAGUUAAUAAAAUCAGUAAUCUUUUUAGAAAUACUCGAUAAAUAACUAAUAAGCGAUUGUUUAUCAGAUUAUUAUUAUUAUUAUUAUUAUUAUUAUUAUUAUUAUUAUUAUAUAUAUAUAUAUUUUUUUUUUAAUUUUAUGUAUAUACUCUUAUGUUGUCUAAAAUGCUUAAGGAAAGACAAACAUUAUCGUGUUCCGGGUAUAAUUUAGUUCCAAUAAACUUUCAAUUUAAAUUUAUUGAAAUAAAUUGAACUAUGAUGCACGGAUAUGUUUCUUUAAAGAACGCGAUAAGUAUUAAGACAUUACAAAUUAAUACGAUGUUAUAAAUAAUUAAAGAAAUUAUAUAAGAUCGUAUUAUGUUGAGUUAUAUCAGCGACUGUGAUGAAGGGCACAUUUAACAAUCAAGGGUAAAGCCGGCUUAUACAAUUUAUACGUACAAUUUGAGUAAAUGUAUGCGUGUGUGUUUACAUGUACGCAUGUACGAGUGAUUGGGUUGAUUGCAUAUACGCUCAGAAUAUGCAAUUUGUAAUAUUAAUCUUAAUCUCUUCAAAUAUUAAAAAUAUCUAAGAGAGUGUACAAUUACCACACACAACAUAACUAUUAUUAUGUAAUUUCAUUUAUUCUGAAUAAAACUUUAUAUAAAAAAUA